This is a messenger RNA of Meloidogyne enterolobii, 708 nucleotides long. Lineage: Eukaryota; Metazoa; Nematoda; Chromadorea; Rhabditida; Meloidogynidae. The record is from the annotation of a GenBank genome assembly.
AUGAACAAGGGGGAGGAGGAGAAUUACCUAAAGCAUAUCCUUUACAUAAUACUUAUGCCAAACAAGAUGCUUAUGUUCAGGGACCAACUUGUGGUACUUUUACUUGAACAAAACUUUUGGAAAAUUCUAAAUAAAGUUUGUAAUGCACUCAAUUUAUGUCCGCCAGGACCUCCUGGUCCAGCUGGAAAACCAGGCGAAGAUGGAUUUCCAGGAGCUAGAGGCCAACCUGGAGCACCUGGAUUACCUGGAGUAGCUCCUCCAGUAACUAUUGAUACUAGCGCUGGAUGUAGAGUCUGUCCUCAUGGACCAACUGGACCUCCUGGAUUACCUGGCGAGACUGGGGUACCAGGAACUGACGGACUACCUGGACCGCCUGGCCGAAAGGGUGAAGAUGGAAGGGCUGGUUAUCCUGGAAAUCCAGGAAUUCCUGGUGAGGCAGGCAAACCUGGAAAAUUGGGCGAUGUUGGGCCGCCAGGUCGUGAUGGAAUCAGAGGGCAAAAGGGGCCUCCAGGACCUAAAGGUGAACUUGGCCCAAGUGGUCCGAAAGGACCUGAUGGCUACCCAGGAACAGAUGGACAACGUGGAAAUGAUGGUCCACCUGGAGAAAGUGGUCCUCCUGGAUCAAUUGGUGCCCCAGGAGCAGAUGGACAACCUGGACAACAAGGAGCAACAGGAGAACCAGGAGAGGAUGCUCAGGUAGUUAAAUAA